Messenger RNA from Desarmillaria tabescens, 1623 nucleotides. Its product is annotated as metallopeptidase family M24-domain-containing protein. Gene Ontology annotation, biological process: proteolysis. The transcript is spliced from 8 exons. The record is from RefSeq and is a predicted model, not a curated record. NCBI's taxonomy places the organism in Eukaryota, Fungi, Basidiomycota, Agaricomycetes, Agaricales, Physalacriaceae. The coding region runs from base 1 to 1623 and encodes 540 amino acids. Gene Ontology annotation, molecular function: manganese ion binding; metalloaminopeptidase activity.
AUGGUUUAUCCAUCCCGUCAACAUGUCUUGAAGACUUUUGAACAUCUCAUCAAGGUGUUACCAGCGGCCGAGCAAACCAAGCCACAGAUAUUACUGCUAGCUGGAGAAGUUACACCCUAUCGCAAUGAUACAGAUCGCGAGAUGGUCUUUCGCCAGGAAUCUAAUUUCUUCUAUCUUUCUGGCUGUACAGUACCGUCAUCGUACCUUCUCAUAUCAUACCAAGCUGGAACAUCGUUGGCCCAAACUCCUUCCAUAGAUUUGUUCAUUCCCAAGAUAGAGCUCGCAGACCUUAUGUGGUCGGUCCCUCCACCGACUCUGGAUGCCGCAAAAAUGAUUCAUGAUGUCACCAAAGUGGACCAUCCAGACGCUCUGCCAGCCGCCAUCGACACAUUGACGAAAGCAUUCCCGGACGCCCUCUUCCACACCCUUCCUCGGUCCUCCCCCUUGUUCCCAGCCAUUCCCGAUCAAUAUACGCAAGCUGUCCUGACUACUGAAGGUGGAGCCGUGACAGAUGCAUUCUUGCUCUCUGCCCUUCACCGAGCAAGAUUGAUCAAAGACGAGGACGAGAUCGCCAUGAUUCGGCACGCGAACCAUAUAAGCUCAAGGGCGCAUGAGACCGUCAUGCGGGUUCUUGGCUCUGCCGUGAAGGGAGGUAUUCAGCGCGGAGCUGGGGCUGGCAUUAAUAGACCGCUUCUCCCGGGGGAAUGGUUAAUUGAAAAGGAAGCCGAAGCUGAAGCGAUAUUUGUGGCGUCAUGCAGAAGGGAAGGGGCUGUUCAUCAAGCGUAUCUCCCUAUCGUAGCUGCGGCAACGCGCGCAUCCACACUCCACUAUUGCUGCAAUGACCGGGAAUUCGCUUGGGGUCCGGUUCAGCCGCAUGAUCAUCGUAACCACUCUGAGUUCGCACAUGCUGGCGGUAAAGAAUUCGUCCCUCAGGUCCUGCUCAUUGACGCAGGGUGUGAAUGGAGUUGCUAUGCUUCGGACAUCACACGAACGAUGCCUGUGGGAAACGGCGGGAAGUUUAGCCCCGAGGCGCGAGAUAUUUAUGAACUCGUCCUCGAGAUGCAAAAGUCUGCCAUGAACAUCAUAAAGCCUGGUGUACAUUGGGAUGCCGUUCAACUACUUUGUCACCGUAUUCUCGUCAAAGGUUUCCAAAAGCUCGGGAUCUUCAAGAGUCCCGAUUCUCCUGCAUCUGGUUCUUGGAACGCGGAGGAGGCCAUAUUGGCUUCUGGUGUGAGUAGCGCAUUCUUCCCCCAUGGCCUUGGUCAUAGCUUGGGAAUGGACGUGCAUGAUGUUCCCAGUGCCAGCAAGCCUGCCGUCAAUGAUACCAUCGGAAAAGGUAUCGAAUUAGGACACUCAAGCUUCUACGACUACUUGAGGUUGCGAUUACCAUUGGAAGCUGGGAUGGUCGUGACUGUUGAACCCGGAUGCUACUUCUCUCCGCAUCUUCUCGCUCCCAUCCGAGAAUCGAAGCACAUCAAUCAUGAUGUCCUUAAGAGGUACGAACCUGUAGGAGGGGUACGGAUCGAGGACGUUGUUCUGAUUACAGAGGGCGGAUUUGAGAAUCUCACGACUGUUAAAAGCGAUACAAAGUGGAUAGAAGCAGUAUGUUCAGGAGAGAUUUGA